AUGUCUUCAGGCUUGCCCUACUUACAAAAGCUGCGCAAGUCGGAUCUGACCGAGUUCGCUGAAACAUCCAGACUGUCCGAUUAUGCUGGUUUGAAGAAGGCCGAACUCGAAAUCGCCUUGGACGAGCAUUUGCGCGCCAACUCGACCACUUAUGCCAAAGACCCUUCGUUGAGCGAAUACUACAAGCGGCUGGCAAGCAGUUCUAGGUCGCCUACCAAGAGGAUUGCUGAAAAGGUCUCGGAAGUCGUUAAAUCUGACGAAGAUGCUCCGGUUCCAGCGAAGAAAGUCCGGCGCAAGACUACAACCGCGCCAGUCGAGGAGACGACCGACACUGACUCACCCGCUGGUGCUCUGAUCAAAUCUCCCGCCAAAGAGCUUGCUCGUCGAUCGUCCAUGUUGACCUCUCAAAUACCCAUGCCACCAUCCCCCGCCGCCGUCACGGAUGCAAUCGAUCAACAGACGCGUCGCAUUCGCACUUCUAUCUCUCAUGCAUACGAUCGAACUCAGAUUCAUCAAUAUGCUGAUUCAACGCGUGAUUUGCUUUCCUCGCCAUUGACUGUCAGCAUCUUGGCAAUUCUGCUCGAAGCGUACGGCCUCCGUGGGAAAAUUCUCCCCAAUAAGAUUCUCACUGAAGUUCCUGCACUUCCAUACCUCACUACAAAGCCGAUACCUGUCAAGGUUCCAGAUUUAUUCCUCUUACUCGAGCAAAAAUUCUGGGCCCCAUUCACGCUCUGGUUCCUGGCAUCCUUGAUUGUCCCAGCAAUCAUCUCUUAUUUCAUCAAUUUGCCCUUGAAGGCUCACCCAAGCUACACUUAUUCGACCAGGCGCGCCACUUUAGAGGCCAAUUCUCAGCUCCAGUUUGAUCCUUUCGUCUUCAACCUCGCCAAGGGCUUGCUUGCAUACUUGAUCUAUGCACAACACUUUGACCUGGGAGGUCUUUACACCCACCACACGAUUGCCACUGUGAACGAGAGUAUCCUGGGUGGUUAUUUCAGCAUCCUCAUCAGCUCAGGCCUCGGGGCUGCAGUGGGGUUGUACGAGGCGGUUUUGAAGAAGUAG
Exophiala aquamarina CBS 119918 is the source of this 1059-nucleotide messenger RNA. RefSeq lists its product as uncharacterized. Gene Ontology annotation, cellular component: membrane. The transcript has 3 exons. The coding region runs from base 1 to 1059 and encodes 352 amino acids. The record is from RefSeq and is a predicted model, not a curated record. NCBI's taxonomy places the organism in Eukaryota, Fungi, Ascomycota, Eurotiomycetes, Chaetothyriales, Herpotrichiellaceae.